AUGGUUCGCUUCUUCCCGAUCCUCGUCGCUCUAUUUUUGGGCCUUGCAGCUGCAGAUGGUCUUUCCGCAUGCUCGGCUGGCUGCAUUAGCCAGGUCUUCUCAGACACGACCAAAUUUGGUUGCGCUGUGAAUGACAAAGUAUGUGCCUGCGGCAGCACUCCUGAUUUCUGGUUCGCCAUCCGCGACUGCAUUACACAGGCAUGUCCCUCGGAUGAUUUGGACCAGCAGCUAUCGGAUGCUCAGGCCGACUCAGGAACGCAGUGCGCUCAGGCAAGUGGAGUGACGCCCACCACCCCAGUCACCACACCACCACCACCUGCUACCACGGCUGAAGCGCCGCCCACUACUGCGAAUGCUGAGCCCUCCACCACCGAGGCAGCAGAAACUGCAACGUCGCCCGUGAGCCCAGCUACGUCGCCCGUAAGCACUGCAAGUGCUGAGACUGUCGCGUCCGCUGCAACCACCGCAACCACCUCGGCUUCAGCUCCUUCGAACUCGGCGACGUCCACCGCUUCUUCACAAUCAGCGGCUGCCACCACGUCGGGCACAAUGCAGUCGGCGACUAGCUCCUCAACCAAGACAGUACCUGGCACUGCAGCAGCAUCUUCGAGCUCAGCUACCUCAGGGGCGGCUGCCGAUACUGAUGACUCCAGCACAGAUGGACUGAGUGUAGCAGCCAAGGCAGGCAUCGGCGCAGGUGCGGGCGCUGCCGUCAUCUUAGCAAUCAUCGUCGCCUGUGUCGUGAUGGCAAGGAAGCGCAAGAACAAGAGUAACCCUUCGCGCAUUCCUACAAUGCAGAUCUCAAAGCCACUGCCAGGUUCAGGACGUCAAUAUGCUGGAGAUAUCGAGGCUGCUAGAAUGGCAGCUUUGUCAACACAGUUUCGUGACGAUCAGCUGACACCGAUCAAAACGGCUGCAUACAAGCCCUCCAUUACUUCUUCGUCGCAGUACUCGCCGACAUCACUGUAUGCACCGUCGGAUUACGACGAGCGCCAAGUUGCUGGUCGCCGCUACGAAGACAUGCUACCUAGAACUCAACCUAGAACCAUGAUCUAG
Pestalotiopsis fici W106-1 is the source of this 1056-nucleotide messenger RNA. RefSeq lists its product as uncharacterized. The record is from RefSeq and is a predicted model, not a curated record. The transcript is spliced from 4 exons. NCBI's taxonomy places the organism in Eukaryota, Fungi, Ascomycota, Sordariomycetes, Amphisphaeriales, Sporocadaceae. Bases 1 to 1056 code for a protein of 351 amino acids.